Molecule: messenger RNA, 960 nt
Organism: Drosophila subpulchrella
Lineage: Eukaryota; Metazoa; Arthropoda; Insecta; Diptera; Drosophilidae
Gene: Lsm11
Product: U7 snRNA-associated Sm-like protein LSm11
Exons: 1
Coding region: 29-823 (264 amino acids)
Biological process (GO): mRNA 3'-end processing by stem-loop binding and cleavage
Cellular component (GO): U7 snRNP
Molecular function (GO): U7 snRNA binding
Source: RefSeq, a predicted model, not a curated record
CAUUUUUAGAGACCUUUUAGGAUCAGAAAUGAAUGACAGGGAAUCGGAGGACCCGAAAAGUUCAAAGGAAGAUGCUGCCAGCCAAAAUCCCGAACUGGACGUAUGCAGUGAUAAGUUUAAUCCGUUGCGAGCCUUAUACGAGCCCAACUACAAGGUGACGGAUGUGGUCCCCAAAGUCCUCUACCAAAACCUGGCCGCCUUCGAGAGUGCGCUCAAGAAGUUCGGUAUCUGGCAGUUGAACAAGCGGCAGAAACCGGAAGCCGGAGGAGGAGAUCAGGGAGCAUCGAAGAAGGCAUCUUCCUCCAGGUCUGCAGACAUCCUGGAGGCUCCUCAGCGUCGCUUCGAGCCCCAUCAGAUGCCCACGACUAGGGCCUCAAACAAGAAGCACCAUCGCAACAUAUUCACCUACAUGGAGAGCACUGUCGGUCCCCUGGAAGUCCUUAAGAAGUGCAUUCCUUCGGCCGGCCCCAAGGAAACUAGGGAGAAACCCGCAGAGAUUCGAGUUAGGGUGGUGAUCCGCAAACAGGGAGCAGUGGGCGGCAGCGUCGAGGGUGAACUGGUGGCCUUUGACAAGCAGUGGAACCUGCUCCUGCGAAACGCCACCGAAACCUGGAAGCGACGAAAGUACAAUUACGGAGAACAGAACAUAUGCGACACACCUGUUGAUUGCACAGACCGGCUCAGGGAGCUGGGAAUCACUCUUCCCAAGGAACAAGUCAAAAGUUUAAACCGGAAGAACGUGGAGAUAAAGCGAGAUCUGCCACAGAUCCUAAUACGCGGCGAAAAUGUGGUUCUAGUUAGUAUAGUAGCUAAGGGAAAAUAAUGCACAGCUUGGUUUCACUUUCUUUAUUCGAAAGUCAAUCAUUCGAAUAGCGAUAUAAGUAAGGAACAUUUUAAUAUAAGUAAGUAUGUUAAGCUAUAAUUCAUUUUAUAACUUUUAUUAUUACCGACUAAGAUUCA